Arabidopsis thaliana (thale cress) is the source of this 1014-nucleotide messenger RNA. It is a transcript of the gene DRNL, whose product is annotated as DORNROSCHEN-like protein. The coding region runs from base 70 to 990 and encodes 306 amino acids. Gene Ontology annotation, biological process: regulation of DNA-templated transcription. Gene Ontology annotation, cellular component: nucleus. The record is from RefSeq and is marked reviewed. Gene Ontology annotation, molecular function: DNA binding; DNA-binding transcription factor activity. NCBI's taxonomy places the organism in Eukaryota, Viridiplantae, Streptophyta, Magnoliopsida, Brassicales, Brassicaceae. The transcript has a single exon.
CACAACCCUAAGACAAUCACAGAACAAAAAGAAAAAUUCUUAGCUUUAAAAAUUUCCCUUAGGUCAACCAUGGAAGAAGCAAUCAUGAGACUCGAAGGUGCCGAGCACAGAGAAACCAACAUCCAUUCUUUGAAAAGAAAGCCAUCAAGAACUUCCUCGACAGCUCCUGGCUCUCCCGGAGGAGUAACUACCGCAAAAGCUGCCUCCGGCGCCGGCGCUUCCGGUGUCUCUACGAUAAGGUACCGAGGCGUGAGGCGUAGGCCAUGGGGUCGUUACGCAGCUGAAAUACGGGACCCAUUGUCCAAGGAGAGACGAUGGCUCGGAACAUUUGACACGGCCGAGGAAGCAGCUUGCGCAUAUGACUGCGCCGCUCGAGCCAUGCGUGGUCUUAAAGCUCGAACCAACUUCGUCUACCCAAUGCCUUCUCUCGACUCUUAUCACCACCGUAUUUUCUCGUCUCCUCCAAUGAAUAUGUUCCUUCUACGAGACGUGUUAAACUCUCAGUCUCUUUCUCCGUUAACCACUUUCGCUUACCCGCCUUGUAAUCUUUCUAACGUAAACGACGUUGUUCACGAGUCCUUCACUAACGUCAACGAUGUCUGUGAAGAUCUCUCGCCUAAAGCUAAGAGGUCAAGUACCAUUGAGAACGAGAGCCUGAUAUCAAAUAUCUUUGAACCAGAACCAGCUAGUUCUGGUCUUCUUCAAGAAAUUGUUCAAGGCUUCUUACCAAAACCUAUCUCUCAACAUGCUUCUAUACCUCCAAAGAGCAACCAACAGUCGGUUGGUGUUUUCCCGACGAUGCCAGAGAGCGGUUUUCAGACAGAUGUUCGUUUAGCUGACUUCCAUGUCGAAGGAAACGGAUUCGGUCAGGUUAAAUAUCAUGGAGAGUUAGGUUGGGCUGAUCAUGAGAAUGGGUUUGAUUCAGCUAAGAUGCAGCAGAACGGAAAUGGUGGAAUGUUUUAUCAGUAUUGCUUUCAUGAUGAUUAUUAGAAUAUUGUUGUUGUUCUACUUUUU